Molecule: messenger RNA, 327 nt
Organism: Ambispora gerdemannii
Lineage: Eukaryota; Fungi; Glomeromycota; Glomeromycetes; Archaeosporales; Ambisporaceae
Source: the annotation of a GenBank genome assembly
AUGCAAUCUCAAUAUCCGAAUGCGACAGAAUCAGAACUGGAAGAGUAUAAUGACGAUUGUGCAAUAUGUAGAGAAUCAAUGUCUUGUGCCAAGAAACUGCCAUGCGGACACAUGUUUCAUUUAUCUUGUCUACGCUCGUGGUUAGAAUAUCAUGGAUCUUGUCCAACAUGUCGGCGAUCGUUCACACAAAGUGAAAUCCUUUCCUCGGAGGAACAGUCGGCUGAAAUAAUAUCCAGGUAUUCAAGUUCUGAUCCUUUAGAUGAUGAUUCUUCUCCAAGUCAACCAAUAGUCAGCAAACCUAUGAAAGCGAAUUUGCGAAGCGGGUGA